Messenger RNA from Cygnus olor (mute swan), 2077 nucleotides. RefSeq names its product heterogeneous nuclear ribonucleoprotein K (gene HNRNPK). Gene Ontology annotation, biological process: regulation of mRNA splicing, via spliceosome; regulation of transcription by RNA polymerase II. Bases 289 to 1590 code for a protein of 433 amino acids. The transcript has 15 exons. NCBI's taxonomy places the organism in Eukaryota, Metazoa, Chordata, Aves, Anseriformes, Anatidae. Gene Ontology annotation, cellular component: nucleus; cytoplasm. The record is from RefSeq and is a predicted model, not a curated record. Gene Ontology annotation, molecular function: mRNA binding.
CGGUGCGCGUUGGCGGCGGCGGGGGCUGCUCCCCUUUCUCUCCCGUGCGCGGCGGGGCCGGCGGCGGCCGCAGGCUCGUGAAGCAAUAGGCUGUUGGAUUUUGAUCCCGCCCAGAAUACUUGAGUUUUUCUCCGCAAGGAUAUAUAACAGCGGUAAGUUCCAGAGGCAAGCAUUUCGUUUCGCUUUUUCUCUUUAGUAAAAUGGGCAAUUUGCCUUUUCACAAAAUAGGUAUGCUAGCUCUAAUAUUCUUCCAACAGGUUUUGUCUGCCCACCUAGGAAAAAGAGGUAAUGGAGACUGAACAACAGGAGGAGACCUUUACCAACACAGAGACAAAUGGCAAACGUCCUGCAGAAGAUAUGGAGGAAGAACAGGCCUUCAAAAGAUCUCGGAAUACAGACGAGAUGGUUGAAUUGCGCAUCCUGCUUCAGAGCAAAAACGCUGGAGCAGUGAUUGGAAAAGGUGGCAAAAAUAUUAAGGCACUUCGUACAGACUACAAUGCCAGUGUUUCAGUCCCAGACAGCAGUGGCCCCGAGCGCAUCUUGAGUAUAAGUGCAGAUAUAGAGACAAUUGGAGAAAUCUUGAAGAAGAUUAUCCCUACUUUAGAAGAGGCAUCUUUCAUGCAGUAUCAACACUACAAAGGCAGCGACUUCGACUGCGAAUUAAGACUUCUUAUUCACCAAAGUCUGGCAGGAGGAAUUAUUGGCGUCAAGGGUGCUAAAAUCAAAGAACUCAGAGAGAACACUCAGACUACCAUUAAGCUCUUCCAGGAGUGUUGUCCUCAUUCAACUGACAGAGUGGUGCUUAUUGGUGGAAAACCUGAUAGAGUUGUUGAAUGUAUCAAGAUUAUUUUGGAUCUGAUCUCUGAGUCUCCGAUCAAAGGACGGGCCCAGCCUUACGAUCCCAAUUUCUAUGAUGAAACAUAUGACUAUGGUGGCUUCACGAUGAUGUUUGAUGAUAGACGGGGACGUCCAGUAGGCUUUCCAAUGCGUGGGAGAGGAGGUUUUGAUCGAAUGCCUCCUGGUCGUGGUGGCCGACCUAUGCCUCCAUCAAGAAGAGAUUAUGAUGAUAUGAGCCCUCGCAGAGGACCUCCACCACCUCCACCAGGUCGUGGUGGCAGAGGUGGCAGCAGAGCUCGUAACCUUCCUCUUCCUCCUCCUCCACCUCCUCGUGGCGGAGAUCUGAUGUCUUAUGACCGAAGGGGCAGACCAGGAGACCGUUACGAUGGAAUGAUGAUGCAGUGUCAUGUGGAUGCCUGUGAUGACAUGCAGCCACCAGAGCUGUUUGAGGGUGGCUCUGGAUAUGACUAUUCUUAUGCAGGGGGCCGUGGUUCAUACGGAGAUCUUGGUGGACCCAUCAUCACAACACAAGUAACGAUUCCCAAAGAUUUGGCAGGAUCUAUUAUUGGAAAGGGAGGCCAGAGAAUCAAACAAAUACGUCAUGAGUCAGGAGCUUCGAUCAAAAUUGAUGAACCAUUAGAAGGCUCAGAAGAUCGGAUUAUAACUAUUACAGGAACACAGGACCAGAUACAAAAUGCACAGUAUUUACUGCAGAACAGUGUGAAGCAGUAUGCAGAUGUUGAAGGAUUCUAAUGCAAGAUUAUUUUUUCUUUUUUAUAGUGUGAAGCAGUAUUCUGGAAAGUUUUUCUAAGACUAGUGAAGAACUGAAGGAGUCCUGCAACCUUUUUUUUUUAUCUGCUUCUGUUUAAAAAGCCAACAUUCCUCUGCUUCAUAGGUGUUCUGCAUUUGAGGUGUAGUGGAAUCUUUGCUGUCCACCAGAUGUAAUGUUUUAGUUCUUUACAAAUAUUUGGGGGGAGGGAAAGGGUGCGCGAGACUAACGUGAAAUUUUGAAACAGCAGCAGAGAGAGUGAAUUUUAUUUUUGUUCAUUGUUGGUGGUAAAUUGUAAUGUUUCUCUGUAACUAUUGUGAACACCCUGCUUUUAUGUACACUGUACUUUUUUGAAGGGGGCAGAAUGCUGGUAGUCCACGUGUACCUGGCAUCCUUUGAGAGCAGUGUGCAGAAUGUAAUGCUCUUUUGUAAGAAACGUUUUAUGAUUUUUAAAUAAAUUUAGUGAACCUA